This is a messenger RNA of Rotaria socialis, 543 nucleotides long. The record is from the annotation of a GenBank genome assembly. Lineage: Eukaryota; Metazoa; Rotifera; Eurotatoria; Philodinida; Philodinidae.
AUGGGUAAUUUAUUAGGCUAUUUUACUGGCUUAUUCGGAAGUAAAGAACGACGUAUACUAAUAUUGGGUCUCGAUGGAGCAGGCAAAACAACAAUACUCUAUCGUCUUCAAGUCAGUGAAGUUGUUACAACCAUUCCAACCAUUGGCUUCAAUGUUGAAACAGUACAAUAUAAAAAUUUAAAAUUUCAAGUUUGGGAUCUUGGUGGCCAAACAUCAAUUCGUCCCUAUUGGCGUUGUUAUUAUUCAAAUACUGAUGCUAUUAUAUACGUGGUUGAUUCCAUGGAUCGUGAUCGUAUUGGCAUAUCAAAACAUGAACUUGUGUCAAUGCUUGAAGAAGAAGAACUUAAAAAUGCUGUCUUAUGUGUAUUCGCAAAUAAACAAGAUCUUGAAGGUUGUAUGAGUGUAAGUGAUGUAGCAAAUGCACUUGGUUUAACAUCGUUAAAAAAUCGAAAAUAUCAAAUAUUUAAAACAUCAGCAAUUAAAGGUACUGGAUUAAAUGAAGCUAUGGACUGGCUAGCAAAUUCCUUACAGCAAAAGAAAUAA